Messenger RNA from Culex quinquefasciatus (southern house mosquito), 2075 nucleotides. RefSeq names its product L-threonine ammonia-lyase. Gene Ontology annotation, biological process: L-serine catabolic process; L-threonine catabolic process. NCBI's taxonomy places the organism in Eukaryota, Metazoa, Arthropoda, Insecta, Diptera, Culicidae. The record is from RefSeq and is a predicted model, not a curated record. Gene Ontology annotation, molecular function: L-serine ammonia-lyase activity; threonine deaminase activity.
GUUUGCUCUCGGUCUAGCCGAUUGAUGCAAGUAGUUCGGGCCGUACCACGCCGACGGAUCGAGUCGUCUUCGAGCUAAAGUCGUUGUUGCUUCUGCGAACUGGCGUUGAUUUGGCCAAUUAACGCCUCCAAAAUCGCACACCAAGCGUGGGAAAGUGGUUCGCCGAAAUAAACGGAUGGAUAAUGGAUUAGUUCAACUUGGCGACAACUAUUCGGACGGCGCACUGAGCUGACAAUAAUAUUUUUCUUAACGCGUACGUGAUAAUCAUGAAGGGACACGUGUAUGACGUCACACUUUGAAGUGAUGCUGAUUGGGAAUAAAAUUGGAUUCUGCGAGAUCAAAUCCGUUCAGUUGACAAGCCUUUCAAACAGUGAGCAUACGGUGGGAGCUUUGCAAGAGCUGGCGAAUUUCAGGAACAUUUAAAUUGAAAAUUGAUUUGCAGCAGCCAGCAUGAGUCAAACGGCAGCUUCUACUUCCAUCACGAGCCAGCUGGCCACGGUGAAGAUAACGGAAAGUGACGGGAAAGACAGGCUGGUGCCGCCGACCGAGACGAAAGCCGAUGGUGCGAAAGUGAUUGACAACGGAGCAGCUGAGCAGCCGGAAUUCACCGACCCGUUCUGCAAUGCUGAUAAUCCGCAGAUAAUCACGUUCCAAGACGUAACAUCGGCCGCGUUCCGCAUCAAGAAGGGCAUCGAGUACACGCCCUGUCCGCGAUCACACCUCUCAGAAACGCUCGAUAUGGAUAUUUACCUCAAGAAGGAGUUCCUGCAGUUCACGGGAAGCUUUAAGGAACGAGGCGCUCGAUACGCACUGCUGAUGCUUCCGACGAGCAAAAGCAAAUUGGGAGUGAUUUCCGCUUCGCUGGGAAACCACGCUCAGGGCCUCAGCUAUCACGGAUGGAAGCUUGGAAUCCCCGUAACGGUCGUAAUGCCAUUGAAAGCAUCGCUGAUGAAAAUUCAAAAAUGUCGGGACUACCAUGCGAAUGUGAUCGUUCAGGGCUCCGACAUGGGACAGGCAAAAAAGAUUGCCCUCCAGAUGGCGCAUGAAACCGGUCUGACGUACAUCAACGGGUACGACCAUCCACACAUCAUGUCCGGCCAGGGCACCAUCGGGCUGGAGAUCGUGGAGCAAGUCAACAGCAUCGACGCCGUGGUGAUUCCGGUCGGUGGAGGUGGCCUCAUUGCCGGCAUUGCCACUGCCAUCAAGAAUUUAAGUCCCCAGACCAAAAUCAUUGGUGUGGAGUCGGAAAAGUGUCCGAGUUUCACAAAAGCACUGGAAAACGGAGCCCCAAUCUACACCCCGAACAAGGAAACGUUGGCCGAUGGGUUGGCGGUGCCACAAGUUGGGUACAAUGCAUUUGCCACGACCGUGCCCCUGCUGGACAAGAUGAUAGUGGUCAAAGAGGAGUGGAUUGCCCUGGCAAUUCUGCGCCUGGUCGAGCUGGAGAAGUGUGUCGUCGAGGGUGCCGGAGCUUCCGGAUUGGCCGCUAUCCUGGCCGGCCACAUGGACGAGUUCAAAGGCAAGAGAGUUGUGCUGUUGGUUUGCGGUGGAAACAUUGACACGACGAUUUUCGGUCGUUGCCUGGAACGUGGUCUGGCCGCGGAAGGGCGCCUCCAGAGAUUCACAGUCCGUGUCAGCGAUGGUCCCGGCGGAGUGUCAAAGUUGUGCAACCUGCUGGCCGGGCUUGGUGUUUCCAUCAAAGAUAUAAUGCACGAUCGAGCUUUCAUUCGGGACGUACACAGCGUUGAGGUCAAAGUUAUCUGCGAAACACGUGACUGGCACCACACGAAGGAAAUGAGGAACCUGCUGCAGGAAACGUAUGAAGAUGUGUACUUCUACGACAUGCCCAUGGCCAUUUGAGGACGGAUGUAUAAUUCUGGCUGUUCCGGUAGAACUCGAGAAAACUCAGCAUAGUAUAAUUGUUCUUUGACUUAAGAACCUGAUUGAGGAAGAGUUCGUUCUGUUGGAUUUACCCUCAUUGUUCAAAGAAAGACAUUUCUUCUUUUAAAUUUUAAUUCAUAAUUUCAUGGUCGACUUUAUUAGAUAUUGAUGAAAUAAAUGAUUGUUAAAAACAA